Molecule: messenger RNA, 762 nt
Organism: Macrosiphum euphorbiae (potato aphid)
Lineage: Eukaryota; Metazoa; Arthropoda; Insecta; Hemiptera; Aphididae
Source: the annotation of a GenBank genome assembly
AUGUUUGAUACAUAUUUAGAUAGUACGAAACAAUAUUGCCUGAAAAACGAAUUAAUUCCAUCAAAAUCGAACAUUAUUUGUCAAAAUUUCAAAACUGUAUUUACGGAUUUUACCAAUGAAAUUUUAAAUAAGAGAGCAAACAUUUUGAAAACGUUAGGACAUCCUUCUAAAAGAGGAAGGAGAGGAUUAAUUAACGGUGUAGGUAAUUUAGCAAAUAUUUUAUUUGGAAUUUGCGAUAAUAAUUGCGUAGAAACUAACACGAAUAAUGUAUUACAAUUACAACAAUCUGACAAAAGUACGCUGAAUAUCAUGAAAUCACAAACGCGUGUUAUUAAAACAAUAAUGAAUCAAUCAGAGCAAAGUUAUAGGGACACUACAUUUUUACGUAAUAAAAUUAAUGAGUUUAUGGCAGAUAUAAGAAAUUUAUCAGAUCAGGUAAUUAAUAAAACCAUCGAGGUUGAUCAUAAAGCACGAAUACAAGAUUCAUAUUUGUUAUUAAAUUUAUUACUAGGUCAGUACGCAUUUGAGACCAAUUGCCCAUUUGAUGACCAUAUAUCAGAAAUUAUAAAUUUAGCAAGGGCAGGGCAAAUACAUUCGGGAGUUUUAUCGAACGAAGCAUUAUAUGAAAGCAUUGAAGAAAUUAAAUUAUCAUUACCUAAAGGUACAUCAUUACCGAUUGAUAUAGACAAUAUUGAACCUUUUAAUUUGUAUCAAUUAUCAGAGGACAGUGUUUGUGUAUCAAAAUCAAUUAUUGAUGUUUAA